AUGGUCUUCUCUUUGCGUAACGAUGGCGAUGGCGCACGGUGGCGGUGCAUCGAGCUCAGGAUUGAGGUUGGGAACGAUGUUCCUCUUCGCGUUCGUCUUCUCAAUGGAAAUGCCGAGAAUUUCGGCACUGAGCUUGCCCCCGAAAUUUGGCUCAAUUUCCCACCCCGACUCAAAUUCGCUGUUUUUACUUGGUAUGGUGCUACUAUUGAAAUGGAAGGUACUACUGAAACUGAUUAUACUGCUGAUGAGACUCCAAUGGUCAGUUAUGUUAACGUGCAUGCUAUAUUAGAAGCCAGAAGAACUCGUGCUAAAGCUUCACCCUCUGGAGAUUCUGAAUCUUCUCAGGACCUAUUGAUUCUGGAAAGAGUACCUUGUCGUGGAUGCUUCUUAGCUGGGCGGCUAAGCAGGGGAUCUAUAACUAUUCCUGGAUGCAUUGCUGCCACUCCAAUUGAAAUGCCCAUCGACCCUGUUGAAGGAAUCACUCUUGAUAUGCCUCUUGUUUACUUUUUUGGCCAUACAACUCCAAGUAACAAUUUGCUAUCGCAUGCAUUUCGUACACUUAAGGCCAAUGUUGUCUUAGUCUUGGGUCAGAAAUUGGUCUAUCCACUUGAAUCUGAGAAUCGAGUUCCUUUUCCUUUCCCAUUCCGUUCGUUGUUUCCAAUGGAGAUGGAUUCCCUUUCCAACGGCAACAACACCACCGCCACGGCCUCAACCCCCGCAACCGUCAGCCCCGACUCCUCCGCCGCCACCGCCAGAGCCACCCCUACUCCCCCUCCCUCCUCCACCGGUCCCCAACUGACGGAGGCCCUGAAGCUAGAGCACCAGUUCCUGAGGGUCCCUUUUGAGCACUACAAGAAGACCAUCCGCGCCAACCACCGCGCCGUCGAGAAGGAGGUGUCCGCCGUCAUAUCCGGCGUCACGGACGCUGCCUCCGCUGACUUCUCCCCCGAUGACGCCGUCAACCACCUCAACUCCCUCGUCUCCCGCCUCCAAGGGCUCAAGAGGAAGCUGGAGGAAGGAAGUCGAGCUGAGAAUUUGCAAGCACAGAAGUGUCGCGCACGUCUCGAUCACUUAGAAUCUGCUGAUGGGGAAAAUCUUUCAGAAUGGAACAACACUCGCUUGAAGCGGAUUCUCGUUGAUUACAUGUUGAGGAUGUCAUAUUAUGACACUGCGGUGAAACUUGCUGAAUGCAGCAACAUACAGGAUCUUGUUGAUAUUGAUGUAUUCCAAGAAGCAAAAAAGGUUAUUGAGGCAUUGCAAAAUAAAGAUGUUGCACCUGCCCUAGCAUGGUGUGCCGAUAAUAAAUCAAGGCUGAAGAAAUCAAAGAGCAAAUUAGAGUUCCAGUUGAGACUUCAAGAGUUCAUAGAAUUGGUGAGAGCUGAGAACAAUAUGCGAGCCAUCACAUAUGCCAGGAAAUAUCUUGCGCCAUGGGGUGCCACCCACAUGAAAGAAUUGCAGCGAGUCCUUGCAACACUGGCUUUUAAAAGAGAUACUGAAUGUGCCACAUAUAAGGUCUUAUUUGAAGCUAAGCAAUGGGAUUUUCUAGUGGACCAAUUCAAGCAGGAGUUCUGCAAGUUAUACGGCAUGACAAUGGAGCCUCUGCUCAAUAUCUAUCUGCAAGCUGGCCUUUCUGCUCUUAAGACUCCAUAUUGUUACAAGGAUGAUUGCACGAAAGAGGACCCUCUGUCACAGGAAGCUUUUCGAACAAUUGCCAUGCCGUUACCAUAUUCGAAGCAGCAUCAUUCAAAGCUUGUUUGCUAUAUAACUAAGGAGCUAAUGGACACUGAGAAUCCUCCUCAAGUGUUGCCCAAUGGAUAUGUUUAUAGCACUAAGGCUCUUGAAGAGAUGGCUAAGAAGAAUGAUGGUAGAAUCACUUGCCCAAGGACAGGAUCAGAAUACAACUAUACGGAACUCGUCAAGGCAUACAUUUCAUAAUUCUCUCUUAUUAAAAAUAAACCUUGUCAAUGAUUGCAAAUGUCAAUGCUGCCAUUGCCUUCAAGCCACUGUGGCUGUGUAAUUGGAAAUCUUUCGGAAAUUCAUCUCAUGGGAUUUAUUAGUCCAUAUGUUGCGUUGUGUUCCAUUCUUAAUCAUGUACAUAUGUAAGUAACAUGUUUUUUUA
Arachis stenosperma is the source of this 2119-nucleotide messenger RNA. RefSeq names its product protein MAEA homolog. The record is from RefSeq and is a predicted model, not a curated record. Gene Ontology annotation, biological process: proteasome-mediated ubiquitin-dependent protein catabolic process. Bases 1 to 1935 code for a protein of 644 amino acids. NCBI's taxonomy places the organism in Eukaryota, Viridiplantae, Streptophyta, Magnoliopsida, Fabales, Fabaceae. Gene Ontology annotation, cellular component: cytoplasm; GID complex; nucleus. The transcript has 15 exons. Gene Ontology annotation, molecular function: protein binding; ubiquitin protein ligase activity.